CAUGCUAUCCGGUCACAGCAAAACAGACAUGGGGACACUUCGGAUAUUGCUUGUGCUGAUUUUGGUUACUAUAGGUUUACAUGUUGCCGAGUCAGCGUACACAUACUCAGCGGAAAACAACCUACGGACGCUAAUCUUCACGACAAACUCGUACCAGAUACAAGCCAGGCCAGACGCCACAGUGGUUGUCAACGUCACUCUCAACGUCAUCACAUUCAACUCCCUCGAUGUCCGAAAUCAGGCGUUGACCACCACAGGUUACUUCAGUCUGGCUUGGAGUGACAAGCGGCUGGAUUGGAAUUCUAACCCGACAUACAGUUCUGACAUUGGUGCUAUAUAUUCGGAUGAGGAAACAAUAUGGAGGCCACCUCUCAUUUUAGAGAAUUCGGUCAGCGAUAUAUCGGUGAUGAGCGACGCUUCCAUUCCGAUACGGGUGGUCAGUGACGGCACCCUGUCGUGGACACCGUCUGGUAUAUACAAAACACUCUGUGAGACUGACGUAACAUUCUACCCGUUCGAUACCCAAAUAUGUGAUAUCAGCGUAAGUACAUGGGGCUACACUGCGUCUGAGAUAACUCUUAAUUUAGAUUCCUCGCCAUUGGAUUUCACUUACUUCAAAGAAAAUGGAGAAUGGGAGUAUAUAUCGUACACAACGAGCUCCACAGAUAGAGGCAGGGGAGGAAACUCUUUCUCGUCUGUGAGCUUUCAUUUGAAUUUGAAACGAAGACCAAUGUACCAUAUACUCAAUACGUUAACACCUACAAUACUGCUGGCAUUUCUGAGUUGUAUGGCGUUCAAACUUCCCGCCGAAUCUGGAGAGAGGAUAGGGUAUUCACUGACGGUUCUGUUGUCUUACGCCGUAUACCUGACACUUGUGGCUGACAACAUCCCAACGACAUCUGUCAACACGUCACUGCUGUCCGUUUACCUCGUAUUCAUCCUGGCACUUGGAAUGAUAUCAGUCCUACUGACAAUAUUGGUUCUGGAAUGCCAUCAUUCAGAUCCGGAAACGGAAGUACCAAAAUGGCUGCUGAAGACUGUCAAUGUACUAACGAUAAUAAGCUUUCAAAACAGAAAGGGACAUUCGCAUUGCUGUUGCUGUAACACAAAUAACAUUGGGAGCGUUGAUGUGUCAAAAGAACUGUCCGGCGAUCAAACGAAGGGAUCGAAGAAUAUAAAUAACACACAGGUGUUAAAGGACGGUGGCUCCAUUGUUGACUGCACGUGGUUGGAAGUCGGACGACUUUUGGAUAAAAGCUUUUUGAGGAUUUUCCUGUUCGUUGUUCUUAUCACGACAUUAUCAUUCGUGAUGGCGCUUAUUAUUGGUUACGCCAUCUAUUAGAUUAGAACAACGAUGUUUUCCACGUUUUAUUUUAGUUUGUUAAUUGUUUUUUUCUUGAUUGGAGGGGGGUUAUAAGAAGGAUGGAACUGUUUGACACCGAACGAUCCAGUUUGACGAUUUCAUUGUGGUUGACCAUGCCGUAGGUGUCAACUUUAUCCAUUC
Mizuhopecten yessoensis (Yesso scallop) is the source of this 1504-nucleotide messenger RNA. Its product is annotated as acetylcholine receptor subunit beta-like. The coding region runs from base 2 to 1342 and encodes 446 amino acids. The record is from RefSeq and is a predicted model, not a curated record. Gene Ontology annotation, biological process: monoatomic ion transmembrane transport; signal transduction; nervous system process. The transcript has 6 exons. Lineage: Eukaryota; Metazoa; Mollusca; Bivalvia; Pectinida; Pectinidae. Gene Ontology annotation, cellular component: membrane; neuron projection; synapse. Gene Ontology annotation, molecular function: extracellular ligand-gated monoatomic ion channel activity; neurotransmitter receptor activity; transmembrane signaling receptor activity.